CGCCGGCGCGGAUUAUCAUCAGUGAGUGAAACUCCAGACGAGACCGUGCUUGCGGUGGCGUUUUACCCCUUCAUCUUCUGCGUCGAGUCUGUAACCGAUAGAUUGACAAAGUCCCAACCGAGACAACACCUCAGACGUGCUCAUUCACCCCACGACACACAGCACAGGAUAUGACAACCCCUAAAACUGGAGUCUUUUCCGAAGCUGGCCUGGAAGAAUAACGUUAAAAGCUCUCUGACAGACGUGUCGCGCCACAUGUUCACCAUGGCCGCAUUGCUGUGUCUUUUCUUCUCUUUGCUUGGCCUGGCUGUCAUGGGAGCAGUGAAGAACUGCCAUCCGCAAUGUCGGUGUGAAGUGGAGAGCUUCGGCCUCUUCCACAGUUUCAGCCUUACCAAAGUGGACUGCAGUGAAAUCGGCCCCGGGAACACUCCUGUCCCCAUCCCUCUGGACACAUCCCAUCUCGACCUCUCCUUAAACUCCAUCACCUCCAUCAGCGACUCGAUGCUCUCCGGACCGGGUUACACCACCUUGGUUAGUCUGGACCUAAACGGAAAUCUAAUUUCACAUCUUAGUCCCAAAGCGUUCUCUAAACUUCGCUACCUUGAGACGUUGGACCUCAGUAACAACGCUCUUGAGGAUCUUGCCGACGGCUGCUUCACCGGACUCCCUCUGGUUGAGCUGGACCUGAGUGAAAACCGAUUCAAAGAGUUUAGCCUUGAUCUGCUCACCACCAGAGUACAGGAUGUACCAAUCAUGGUGGACCUGUCGCGAAACCUUCUUACCUCUGUUUCCAGGAAGACCCCUAGCCAUCCGUUGAACAUCAAGAGUCUUAUGCUGGCAGAGAAUCAAUUGAGGAAGGUGCCAAUGCUGAAUGGGAUCCCACUUCAGUAUCUGAACCUGGAUGGGAAUCUCAUCUCCAGCAUUGAUGCAGGGGCCUUUGAUUCAAUGACAGAACUGGUUCACCUGUCUCUCAGCAGCCUGUCGGAUCUGACCCUCAUUCAACCAGGUGCUUUUAGAGGUUUGAAGAACCUACAAGUCUUAGACUUGUCAAACAACAGCCGGCUCAAGACAUUGAGCCCGGAUGUAUUUAACGGACUUCUCUCUUUACAAGAGCUCAAUUUGUCCCAUAAUCCUGUCACACCAUUAUCAAGGACUGUCUUUAACCAGAUGCCAAGCAUAAAAAGCAUAGCUUUAGGUCCAAACGUGCAUUGCUGGAAGACACACAAGCAAGGACAGUUUCACAGACAGAUUGGACAAGCCAAACCCAAUGAUAUACUUACCUGUGACAAUGCAGGAAUGAUCUUGUGAGCCUGAAGUGCCAAGAAAGACUUGUUUUCUCAUCUCUGUGCCUUCUUAGUAUCUCAUAAGAUCUUUUAUUUUUUGUAAUUCAAGAUUGCAUCAUAUUUGCACAUACUAUGCCAACUAAGGUCCUUUAUUUUAAGCGUUGAGCACAUUUAAGCACGCACAGUACAUUGCAAUGACUCAUGCACUUUAGUUACAAUUCACUUAAUAUGUAACCUGAGAUUUGCAGUGUGUUGUCAGCUCUGAUGUUUUUUUUUUUUCUUAAGUCUUAAAGUUUCAUAAGUUGUGUAUUCAAACACUUUGUACAAACACCAGUAUUGCAGGUCAGUUUAGAAGUCAUGGUGCCUUAAAUUGUAAGUCAUUAUGUAUUUCGAAAUGAUACAUUUCUAAUGCUUGGAUGCCCCCAUGACCAUACAGUAUGUCAUCAUUUUUGAAUGAUCAUAAAAGCUGUACAGUUUACACUAAUGCAUAAUUAAAUGUAUAUAUUUUCAAAAGGUUUAUAAUGAUUUGACCUUAAACACUGAAGGCAAUACAAUUUGGUAUAUUUAAUUUAGGUGUUUUUACUAGGUUGAAAGUGGGGCAUUUUUGACAGAAGCACAAAGAAUAAAAUACAAUAUGUGGAAUGUACAUUUUGCUUUUGCAAUGUUCUCCUCAUACUGAGCCUAAAAUAUGAUUUACAAACUACAAAAUCACAUAACGUAGACUGUCACUUAAAAUGUAACAUUGAGUUCACAUCUCUUUCUAAUUCCUAAAUUGUCAUUUCACAGAUGUUUACUUGAUGUUGCUCUGAAAUUUUGCACUUUUAAUGUUCUUAAGAAAUUUGUAUGGAUUAAAAAAAGAUGGUUGUUCAUCAUGUGAGCCGAGGUAUGGUUGAUGUUUGUACAAAACUAUACUCCUAAUAAAAAAUACUCAACUUUACACAUA
This is a messenger RNA of Carassius carassius (crucian carp), 2226 nucleotides long. RefSeq names its product tsukushi. The coding region runs from base 256 to 1308 and encodes 350 amino acids. Gene Ontology annotation, molecular function: protein binding. The transcript is spliced from 2 exons. Lineage: Eukaryota; Metazoa; Chordata; Actinopteri; Cypriniformes; Cyprinidae. The record is from RefSeq and is a predicted model, not a curated record. Gene Ontology annotation, cellular component: extracellular matrix.